Messenger RNA from Homalodisca vitripennis (glassy-winged sharpshooter), 2310 nucleotides. It is a transcript of the gene Dnaaf3, whose product is annotated as dynein axonemal assembly factor 3. The record is from RefSeq and is a predicted model, not a curated record. The transcript is spliced from 5 exons. NCBI's taxonomy places the organism in Eukaryota, Metazoa, Arthropoda, Insecta, Hemiptera, Cicadellidae. The coding region runs from base 505 to 1884 and encodes 459 amino acids. Gene Ontology annotation, biological process: motile cilium assembly; axonemal dynein complex assembly.
GUGUUUUGUCUACUUAUGUGCAAGGAAUUAAUUGUUAAAGGAAUGCCCUUAUAUUAAUAGUUUGUGGAGUUAUUUAAUCUUAUAUUAAGAAUCAUGUCAUAUUUUAUUCGUAUUUAUUUCGUCCAGUUCAAAUAAUUUUUCUUUUUAUGUACAGUAAUUGCAAGAGAAUAAUUGUAGAAACUGCCAAGGGGUAGUAACAGUUAAAACAUUACAACUAAGUGAAACAAUCAACGUCAUUUUAGACACUCUAAUUUUGAAGAUACUUAUGCGUGUUUUAUCUUAACCUUUCCACUGUUGAAAGACUCAUCAAGUUCUCGCGGCAUUUGACAGACAACUAAUCAAUUCAGCUGUAAACAAGAACACAGCCUUUACAACAGCUGCGGUCGCCAAGCGAUAGGUUAGUUCCGUAUCCUAGCAACCGAUUGUUUCCUCGUUCCGUUGUCGUACUUCAGUCCACCAGUCGCUUGCCCCUGAUUCAGCCGUUCCAACCGCUUGUGCUCAGCGAUGUUGUGGGGCUACGGUCCCGCGGUGGACAUCAUACAUGAGGUCAGUGACGUCAAGUAUUUGAUGGACAGAGAUGAAUUGAAUGUUUUAAUAAUCGGCUCUUCAGACGGGCGGCAUAUACUACAAACAAUAGCCAAGUAUUAUACUCAUCCAAAGAAGAAGGUAAACUUUUACGUGGCGGAAGUCAUGUUGGACAUGAUCGCGCGGACUAUGCUGCUUAUCCUGACGGCCCUAGAGCCUCCUGACAAGUUGGGACUUUUCGAGAAAACUCGCCUCUGGAUGGAAAUCUACGGCAACACCCUGACACGACCGAACACCAGCAAGUAUUUGGUGAAGAAGGCUCACCAGUUGGUACACAUGGUGACGGACGAGGCCUAUCUGUCUUUCCGCCUUCCUCUGGUCAGCAUCGGUAUGAUGAAAUACAAAGAGAGAGAUAAUAUGGAGACGAUCUUCCAGUUCUGGGCGAAGAACAGGUUCGAAAACGUGGUGAAGCUCUGGGACGGUCGGAUCCGGCAAAGUCUAGGCACCAGGUACGACUCCAAGGAGGGUGUCUUCGAUUGGGACUAUUUCAUGAGGCUCAAGGAGAUCCCGGAGGGCUCCAGGAUCAACCCGAGGGAGUACAAACACUGGCGGGCGACAGGGGUGGCUUUCACGUGGCUGGAGACUGAGGUCAGUGAGCCCAACCCGACACUCGCAUCUGGCAUAGUGAAGUUGGGACAUCGUCUGCUGAACCACGGGUACCUGGGGGACAUCGUGUCACCGCCCUACUUGGGCUUCGGCACGGACAGUGAGGACAAGGACAUGCUGGUGGCAAGAAACGGCGUCAACGUCCACAGAUCAACAGAUAUAGUGGAGGCAAAUUUGAGGCGAAUGUUCCACGAGCUCGCUACGCAGACGGAGUUCAAGCAGACGACGUCUUCGGACAAGGAGCUAGGGACAGUCAUCACUGAGUUGUCCGCGGUACAGGAGAUCCCCGAACGUGAGGAGGACGUCGAAGAGGAUGCAGAGAAACAAGAAGACUUCAGGAGGAGAGACGACUACACUUGUCUUCCGGUGGAGGGGACGAAGGUCGUGUUUCUUCCGACCUCAGCGCUGCUGGACCUCCCCCGCAAACCGAACUUGAAGAACUUCUUCGACCUGGUGAUGGUCUCCCAGAACUUGACCCAAAGGUUAAGUCCGGAGGUGAUGACGAUGGCUAAGGACGGUGCGAUUCUCCUGGCAGAAACUCGGAAAUUUCUUACCACCUCCACCAACAAGGAGAAACAAGACUUUGCCGAUCAUCUGAAGCAGCUGGCAGAAGAAAGACAGUGCAAACUUCUCCAUCCUGUUGACGGCGUUAAAGAUUACUUGGCUAAAUUUAAAGUUGUCAGGAAAGGUUGAAAAGUUUUAAUGUGUUUUUUACUUUUCUAUUUCCAAAAGUGACCGGGGGUUUAAAACGUCGAGAAGACCAUUCCUAAUUAAAAAUUAUCAUUUCUUUUUUGUAACUUUUUAUGUCUUUGUCAAUUAAUGACACAGAAGUACUAAAGCAAUGUUAAUUGAGGAUUUCACAACGUUCAAUUAACUUACCAGAAAAUGAUUUGAUACAUUUUGGUUCAUCUAGUUGUUAUGAUUGUAAAUCUGUCUUUAUAACUAUUGUGACUUGUAAUGUUAAAAAAAUUAUGAAUGUUUGUCUAAUUUAGUUCUAUUUAUGUGAUUUCCAACAAACAAUUAAUUGUUGGCUUAUCAUUGUGUACUGUGUCCUGAAUUAUACUAUAACUACAGUAUUUGAUCGAUGUCAAAUUAAAUGUGUAGUUUAUAUUAUGUGUA